AUGGAUGCUGUUGGAGCCAAAGACGCUGCGAGAGGCCGCGAGGUCUUUUCCGCAAUAGUUGAAACUAAGCUGGGACCGGAAGCGCAAUUGCUGCUAAGAGAGGAGUUCGAUUUCGAGGAUUCCGAUCUAGCGAAACAACAGCAAUCGACAAAGAGGCUCCCUGGAUGCCUAGGCUUUCUCAACGGUCCUCAGCCUCUUCGCCCGCAAAAUAUUCGUCCCUUCUUUCCAUCUCUCCAGGAUGCUCCUGCCAAAUUACUCACGAAAGUCCUGGCUCGUCAGGAACACCAAAAUCUUUUCCUGAAUGUCAUCUUAGUUAUUUGGCUGUUGCUGUUCGUUGGCUUCUUAGCUACGGAAUUGCCCACGGUUGAUGGACAUGGCAAGUAUGUCGUCAAUCUGGAUUGUACCGACUCGCUGUGGAGACGCAAGAAUGGGUGUGGCAUCAAUGGUGCGAACUGCCAUCCCUUCGAGAACUCCUCAUUUGCGUUCCAAUGCCCUUCCAAGUGCGCCGAUGUGCAGCUUCUGAACCCACAUGCUGUGGGUGCAUACGAUGCCAACUACCGGCCUCUCGUCGUCGGCUCCGAGACCUAUCGAGGAGAUAGUUUUGUCUGUGCCUCAGCUAUACAUGCUGGAAUUAUCGACAGCCGAAACGGCGGCUGUGGUCGUGUGGAGCUGGUCGGCGAAAAGAGCAACUUCACAACUACGAAACGUCAUGGCAUCGAAUCCAUUGCCUUUGACUCGGACUUUCCGCUAUCCUUCCAGUUUGCCAAAGAGGAUGCAAAUCUCGAAUGCAGCAGUGAGCCACGUUCUGUUCUGCUUUUCGUGUCGCUCCUGACAACAACCACACUUUCUCUGCUUUCGACCCGGUCGAAGAUCUUUUUUCCAAUAUUCAUCAUUAUAUUCAUGCACGUCAGCUUCGUGUCUGAUCCACCACAAGCAUCAUACCGGAACAUCACAGUUCUGCCGGAUCAUAUAUCGAUGUUUGCGAAAAGACUGCUCCCAGCAAUCUUCAUCGCCGUCAUCAUAUGGACGACGGUCGUGAAGCGCACCUUAUCUGGGCUCGAUGCACCGAUGGAGAAGACUGUUCUUUGGCUGGGAGGCUUCUGGAUUGGCGCUCUAUCGAAUUAUACUCUCGAUUGGAUUCCAAUCUCGAGGCUCACCGCUCACGAUCUGGAGCAGCAACCUGGCGCGAAGGUGGCCCUAGCCAUCAUUGUCGGGGUACUCUUACUCAUCGCGGUCGGUCAGAUCUACUUCUUUUGGUGCGAAGGACGACUACUCGCGUAUCUUGGACUGUAUGGAAUGUUUCUCUUCGCUGUCCUGGUCUGCCUUGCCAUUCCUGGCCUCAAUCUUAGGAUCCAUCACUACAUCAUCAGCCUGUUACUGCUUCCAGGAACAAGCAUGCAGACGCGGCCAUCGUUGCUGUAUCAAGGCAUCUUGCUUGGACUUUUCGUCAACGGCAUAGCGCGUUGGGACUUCGACUCAAUCCUCCAAACCACCGCGGCCUUACGAGAGGAUGGCAUCUCCAACACGGUCGUGCCUGCGGUGAUCACGCCCAAAAUUGAAACAAGCGUUACGGAUGGUGUUGUGGCAGCCUUCUCUUGGAUAGCCCUUCCUGAAGAUACACAAGGCCUCAGUGUCCUCGUAAAUGACGUGGAGCGUUACCGCGGUUUCAUCGAUGAGUAUCCAAAUGGCGAGACCUUCAAGUGGGGUCGUCCGGCGGGUGAUAUGAUGAAUGACUACUUCCGCUUCGCCUUCAUUAGGGAUAGCCGUACGCUGGACUAUUCAAAAGCUGGCACGCUGAUGAGCAAUGGCACUUGGGUCGCAUAG
Messenger RNA from Didymella exigua CBS 183.55, 1824 nucleotides. RefSeq lists its product as uncharacterized. Lineage: Eukaryota; Fungi; Ascomycota; Dothideomycetes; Pleosporales; Didymellaceae. The transcript has 2 exons. Bases 1 to 1824 code for a protein of 607 amino acids. The record is from RefSeq and is a predicted model, not a curated record.